Molecule: messenger RNA, 1206 nt
Organism: Pyrenophora tritici-repentis Pt-1C-BFP
Lineage: Eukaryota; Fungi; Ascomycota; Dothideomycetes; Pleosporales; Pleosporaceae
Cellular component (GO): plasma membrane
Molecular function (GO): acetate transmembrane transporter activity
Source: RefSeq, a predicted model, not a curated record
ACAGCAAGAGACGCAGAGACUCUAUCAGCCGGCUCGACAGCAAGAAACGAGUCAACUACGAGAAUGAUGGACAGCCAGAAUGCUUUGGAGAAGGACUUCAUACAAGGAAAUGGGAAUGGCUACAACGGACAUGGGCACCUCGAUGCCUCGGUAGACUCUGGUACUGCGCUCCAUCAGAUUCGAACAGCAGGAAGCAUCUCUAUUUCGCCCGAGCUCUUCGAGAAAUUAUACCUAUCGCCCCAAAACCAGGUGAAAGGCGAGCUGCGUAAGACUUUUGGUAACCCGACUCCGAUUGCGCUUAUCGGCUUCAUACUCUCACUCCAUCCAUUGAGCAUGACACUUAUGGGAUGGCGAGGCGCUGGAGGUAGUGGUUCAGCAAGUAUCGGCUGGUAUUACUUCGCAGGUGGUUUACUCAUGAUACUCGGAGGUAUUGGUGAAUGGAUUCUUGGAAACACAUUCCCCUUUGUUGUCUUCGCCUCCUUCGGCGCCUUCUGGCUUGGUUUUGCCGCAACUCUUCAGCCUUUCUACAACGCAUACGGCGCAUACGCACAGCCAGGUGUGGAAAACAGCACGGGUCUUGAGUCUCGGGGCUUCAACGUUGGUAUUGCAUACUUCCUGAUCAUGAUGGGCAUUCUAUGCUUCAUCUACCUAAUCUGCUCCAUCCGUACCAACCUGAUCUUCUUCCUCAUCUUCUUCACUCUCGUGCCCGCUUUCAUGCUCCUCGCCGGUAGCUACUUCAAGGUCGCCACGGGUGACGCGAAUCUGGGCCAAGAAGCUUGCUGAAGCUGCUGGUGCAUUCUGCUUUGUUGCAUGUUUAUGCGGCUGGUACAUCUUCUUCGCCAUCAUGCUGGCCAGUGUCGACUUCCCGCUUGACCUGCCUCUCGUCGAUUUAUCCAGCAUUAUCAAAGGCGCAAGCGAGAAGCGAAAGAUUAACCACGUCGAAUGAGUACGAUUAAGUGCAGGGCAGUCGUGCCAGGUUGAACCUUGUAGCAGCUAGCAUGCUAGGCUAUCGCAGGAUCGAUCGAGCAGCAAUGACCAAAACAAUGUAACUGUUGCGAGUCAGGCAGUUGCAAAAACUGGGGACCGCAAAAGUUGGACAGGAUGAUUAUGGAUAUGACGUGUAUCUGGUGUAGUAAUGGUAAUUGACGAGAUCCCACAAACAACAUAGUAAUAAUACAUGUGAUCACGGAUUUUUUUUUCUGGAAA